This is a messenger RNA of Amyelois transitella, 1080 nucleotides long. Its product is annotated as activating signal cointegrator 1 complex subunit 1-like. Gene Ontology annotation, biological process: DNA alkylation repair; regulation of DNA-templated transcription. Bases 1 to 1080 code for a protein of 359 amino acids. The transcript has a single exon. The record is from RefSeq and is a predicted model, not a curated record. Gene Ontology annotation, cellular component: nucleus. Gene Ontology annotation, molecular function: RNA binding. NCBI's taxonomy places the organism in Eukaryota, Metazoa, Arthropoda, Insecta, Lepidoptera, Pyralidae.
AUGGCUUCUAGUUUGAAAUCAGAAACAAAUUGGAGAUUCAAUAGAGCGAAUUAUCCUACGACCAAAAAUACUGCGUCGUCGCCGAUGAAUUAUUCCUGUGAAAAUGAAGUAUCUACUUACGUGCCUGAAGAUGAAGAAAACUUUGGCAUCGAAGUUAUCAAAAUUGACAAUAACAGAUAUAAGACCAGUUUACAUGUGUCACAGCUUUAUAUAGGCUGCAUCAUUGGAAGAAAAGGUGUUACAAAGAAAAGCAUUGAAAACGAUACAAAAGCUUAUAUUAUGAUACCAAAUCAAAAACAGGAACAAACUGAGGAUAUAACAAUCAUUGGGGCAAGUAUAGAAAACGUUAUGGCUGCAAGAAAACGAAUAAAUAAUAUUGUGGUUUCAGCUAGAAUGAGACAACGGCCAACACAUUUCAUAUCAUUACCUCUGAAUACAACAACAGUUAUGGAAAAUUUUGAGAAAUUUAAGGAAGCUGUUCUUAGUAGCUGUUCGAUGAAUGAUGGUGUCGAAGAUUCAUUGUUCAUUAGUGGACGUAAACUUCACCUUACUGUUGGAGUUAUGUGUCUGUCGGACAAUGUGGAGAGAUCGCAUGCAUCCAAAUUGCUAACUGAAGCUCGCGAAAAAGUCGUGAUGCCACUUAUACAACAAUAUAUCCCCAUAAAAAUACGUCUUAAAGGUCUAUCGUGUAUGAAUGACGACCCAAAAGCAACUCAUGUCUUAUAUUGUAAUGUGCAAGAAGAGGAUGGCCCAAGUGGUUUACUUCAAAAGCUUACAGAUGGAUUAGCGCAAUAUUUUCUCAAAGCACACAUCAUGAAGAAAGAAUUUGGAAGGGAUAAUGUCAAAAUGCAUGUAACAUUGCUUAAUUCACGUUACAGAAACCAAUCUGCGGACGUUGCAAAAGAACACUCACGAAAUCUCAGGAACAAAAGAAUGAGCUUCAAUGGUUCUAAGAUUCUCAAAAAGUUUUCUGAGUACGAUUUUGGAGUUUCCACACUAUCAGACAUACAUCUUUCCCAGAUGAAAGUAGUGGGACCUGAUGGGUAUUACUUACCGACAUGCGUUAUUUCUCUCCAAUAG